Molecule: messenger RNA, 881 nt
Organism: Melitaea cinxia (Glanville fritillary)
Lineage: Eukaryota; Metazoa; Arthropoda; Insecta; Lepidoptera; Nymphalidae
Exons: 6
Coding region: 1-837 (278 amino acids)
Source: RefSeq, a predicted model, not a curated record
AUGGAGACUCAGACCGCCACGCCGCAAUCUGAGUGCGAGUGUGGGGUGCACCCUUCCGUGUUCUAUCUUCUGGCCACACUCUUACUCACAAGCUGUUCAACCGCUAUGCUAUGUGCGGCCAUCAUGACAGAGCACUGGGAGCACGUAUCCUGGGAGAAGGCCGCUCUGGCCGCACUCGCCAACGCCUCUAACACCGCACUGCAGUGGCUCUUAGAUGAGAAAGUCGUUAAAGUAAGAUAUAAACAUUCUCGGAAAGGCGGUGGUACAUUUUUAGUGCCGAUGAACGGAGGUAUUUGGACCAUGUGCGUCUCUUUGAAAGAAGAAGAAGUUUCAAUUCUGUCCAGAGCCGGAUUUCCAAAAGAGCCGCUGUGCACAAAUUAUUUGGCUGAUGAUGAAGAUGAUGAACAGAGAGGAGAUUGGCAACAUCGUAUGCAGAACCUAUCAAUAUCUUGCGCAUUGGUGUGUCUCAUCGUGUUGGGCAGCGCGGCGCUAGUCGGCGCUUUCGGAGUCUGCAAACAUCAAAUAAGCGCUGUGCUCAUUACUGGUGUCAUGUACCUUUUAGCUGGACUAUUCGCAAUGUUCACAUUAAUGAUAAUACAUUUCAAGCGUGUUCAACGAGUAUCAACACGCAGCAGUUCCCAUGGCGACGACACUGCAGACGGCGUUAUAGGCCCAAGAUACCCCGCUCUUCCGUUACUUUCCGCCAGAGAGUUCACAACCUCGUGGUCGCUAGAGCUUGGCUGGGGGGGCGUGGCACUGGCGACCACUACGUCCCUACUGUGGAUAUUGUUAUCGAAAAUAAUGAGAUACAACCCUAUAUCAUCAAUGUUAUUGUGAAUUUGCGUGGUUAUUGUGCGUUUACACGGCGGGACUUCGGAUGA